UGUGACAAUACAUGGAUGUAGCCUAAGUGCACUUCGAAAGGGCUGAAGAUGUUGCAUUUGACUUUGCAGAUGUUGCACUCGGGGGCUCGAUUCUAAAUUUUCACAGCAAGCGCUUUUCUUUUCUUAGACCAACGAAAAUCACGCUCACGGCGAGACGCAACCAAUCGCAUGUGUGCGCAUUGAUUAUUUGAUUAUGUCAUCAAAAGUCGCAAACAAGACUAAUCAUUGUUUUGUUCACAAAGAUGCGUGACAUUGUUCUUGCCCAGUUUAUGCACCAAGUCAGUCUUUUUAGCUGGGAUGUAAACUAUUUGCUGGGUGCUCCUAGUCCAAACUUAAUAGAGAAGAUUUUGUCUGUGCCACUUGUUGCAUUCCUAUUCUCUCUACCUUGCAGCUGCAGGGAACACGUUUCUCUUGUAUCAUUCUUCCGUUCUUUCCUUUUUACAAUUAUACUGCCCAGUCAAACGUCAAUUCUUCCAUCAUGUUUGUCUAAUAAUUUUGAAGCUUGGCAAAAAAAAAAUUAACUAGCAAAAUGUCAUGUAGGGAAUUCCCAUGAGAGGCGUACCAAAUCUUAAAUGCACAUGGAGCAGCAGUAGAGGCACAAAAAGACGCUCUUAUCGUCUUCUUCCCCCCACCCCCUCCCCGCAGUCUUCCCUCCCACGGCGGCUCGAACCCUAGAUUUGUCGCUGGCCAUUGACGGGGUCAAUUCGCCAGGGCGGGCGCCGCGACCAGGCUGAUUGGUGGUCUAGGGUUUCCAUGAGGUCAAAUCAACAUCCUGGGUCGGAGCGGGGCAGAGGCAUGAGGUUGGGCGGUGGUGACGAAGGCACAGGAGUCACCGGCGGCAGCAACAUCUGGAGCUCGGAGGGCAACAACGACGACUGGGCAAAGGUUACCAGCGUGGCAUACUGGGACCCAAGAGAAAGCUCGAAGAACAAAGUUGAGAUGCAGAAUGGAGAAGUGCAAGAAAGCUCGUUUGUGGGCAACAAUGUAAGGCUGUACACUAACAUGGUGAGUGCUUUGGAGAGGGAAAACCCGAGGCUUAUGCAGAUAGUUAAGGAACUGGAACUGGAAAUCAAGAAGUUGAAGAAAGAGAAGAAGAUGAUUGAGAGGAGGCAUAGGGUAGAGGUUAAGAUUGAGAGGAGGGAUAGAAUGCAAUUUGUGCUUAUCGCAAUUUGUGUUAUUGGGUAUGUUUUAUCCUCUAUUUUGACAAGAUGGUUUUUGUAA
Messenger RNA from Brachypodium distachyon (stiff brome), 1221 nucleotides. RefSeq lists its product as uncharacterized. Lineage: Eukaryota; Viridiplantae; Streptophyta; Magnoliopsida; Poales; Poaceae. The coding region runs from base 754 to 1221 and encodes 155 amino acids. The record is from RefSeq and is a predicted model, not a curated record. The transcript is spliced from 3 exons.